Molecule: messenger RNA, 1092 nt
Organism: Diuraphis noxia (Russian wheat aphid)
Lineage: Eukaryota; Metazoa; Arthropoda; Insecta; Hemiptera; Aphididae
Source: RefSeq, a predicted model, not a curated record
AUGAAUAAACAACAAGCUGUUGUGAAUUUUAAUAAUAUUUUGAUGUCUUUACUUGAAGAAGAGGAAGACGAAGACAAUAUGUUAGAAUUUUUAACGAUGAAGAAGAAAAGAAAAUCCACAAAACCUAUGUUUUUAGUGAGGGAACAGGAAGGAUUUUACGAAAAACUUAUUAAAGGGCACUUAUUGAACGACGAAAAAUUAUUUCGAGAGUUUUUUAGAUUAAAUUUAAAACAGUUCAAUUUUGUUUUGUCACUAGUGAAAAAUGAUAUCUCUUCUGAGCCAUACAAUCGAGUACAACAACCGAUUACACCUGAAAAAAAAUUAGCAUUAAUGUUGAGAUAUAUUGCGACCGGAGAAUCAUUUCGCUCAUUAUCAUUUUCGUUUCGAAUUUCUAAUAGCUACAUAAGCAAAAUCGUCAAAGAAACACUGGAAGCUCUGAAAGUCAGACUUAUGCCAAUAUUUCUACCCAAUACGGAAACCGUCGAUUUUAAGGUUAAAUCUGAGGAAUUUUGGACGAAAUGGAAUUUUCCUAAUUGUAUCCUUGCAAUUGACGGAAAACACGUCCGUAUACGUUGCCCAAGUAAUACAGGAUCCUUGUACUACAAUUAUAAAGACUAUUUCUCAAUAGUAUUAUUAGCAAUGGUAGAUGCUAAUAACAAAUUUGUGGCAGUCGACGUUGGAUCUUACGGGAGAGAAGGCGAUAGUGGUAUAUUUUUGAAAUCUAAUUUGGGGAAAAAAGUUUUGAAUGGUACAUUUGGAUUUCCAGAUGCMAAUGCAUUGCCUGGUUCAGAUACUGUACUACCUUACGUUAUCAUAGGAGAUGAGGCGUUUAGAUUACAUACAUACAUCAUGAAGCCAUACACGAGGAAAUCAGCUAAAGACGAUGCUUCAAAAGCAGUAUUUAAUUACCGACUAAGUCGAGCGCGUCGUGUAACUGAAAAUGCAUUUGGACUAUUAAGUCAAGUAUUUCGUGUUUUUUAUCAAACGAUUAAUAUCAAUCCCGAUACUUGUGAUAGUAUGAUAGUUGUUGCCUGCUGCCUUCAUAAUAUGUUGAGAGAAGGGUAUUUGGAAAAAAAUGGAAGUGUUUUAUAA